Messenger RNA from Diaporthe citri, 1467 nucleotides. RefSeq lists its product as uncharacterized. NCBI's taxonomy places the organism in Eukaryota, Fungi, Ascomycota, Sordariomycetes, Diaporthales, Diaporthaceae. The transcript is spliced from 2 exons. Bases 1 to 1467 code for a protein of 488 amino acids. The record is from RefSeq and is a predicted model, not a curated record.
AUGAAGCCAUCAACUAUACUCACAUCAUCAGCCUUGAGCUGUCAGGUCUCAGCCCGAUGGCUCGCCUAUGCGCCAGACCCAGUCAUAGACCUCAGAGGCGGCGACCUCUCACGCCCAACUCAACCACCAGACGUCCAAGACUACCAGGAAUACGCUCCUCAACCAACACCACCACCAUCCAAGGCAGUCGUCGAUCUGCUACUACAUCGGCGCCAGAGGACAGACUCAUCCUCGUCAUCAAAAAACAUCUGGGAGAAUGACCAGACCUGUGGCUGGUACUCAGGCAUCUCCUCCCAGCCAUACAAGUGCGAGUCGCCGCUCAGUUGCUCCACCAACACCGAGGAUGUCGUCGCCUGCGCCACCGACGGACUGGAGCAGUUCUACACCGUCUGCCUCAACUUCGAAGCAGUGCAGUCUAGUAAAUGCACAUCCGCGGGGCCGCAGACGGGGUGCUGUCAGAACGCCGACCAGCCCGAGUGUGGCACUUUUGUUUGGACCGGCACGCCCGCGCGGUCCAUGUUCAAGUGCUUCCCUACGGCCACCCUCAUCUCCAUGCUGGACGAGCCACAGUUUAUCAUCGACGCGUCGCGAUCAUCAGAGUCAGCCGCCUCCUCGAGCGCCGAGGCGGCCUCCAGGUCCUCGGCCGAGGCUGCGUCACGGAGCGGGAACGGGCCAUCGACCGUGGUUGCUACUACCACCGCGGCAGAUGGGUCCACAUCCACGGUCACGUCCGUGCUUGGGAGCGACGCGAGCGCCAGCGCGGGCUCGGGCGCAGGGUCUGGCGGUGGCAGUGGUGGAGGAAAUGGGGGAAGCAGCACGAACACGGGUGCGAUCGCAGGCGGCGUCGUGGGCGGGAUCGCCUUCUUGUCUCUGCUGGCGCUUCUCCUGUGGUAUCUCAUGCGCAAGAACAACAAGUUCACCCUGUCUAUUUGCGGUGGAAACAGGAAAUCCAAGAAGGAGAAGAACGUUCACAGCAAGACUUAUAACAAAAACAACACCAAGAACGACAACAGGGCCUAUGACGAGCGGUCCUACAGCAACAGGAAUUCGUACGACAACAGGUCGUAUGACAACAGGAGGUCGUACGACAACCGGGCAUCCAAUGAGCCAGGCGCCGCCACGUACAACCAGCGCUCGCAGGCAGCCGCACCACAGGCUCCUGUAAACCAGCACUUCCACUUCCACAUCGAUGACGACCGAAAUGAGCCGUCGCCCGACUCACGGCCCCCUGCGACGCAGGAACCGGCGCCAGUCCUCCUCGCCGGUGCAGCAGCAGCAGCAGCUCCCGCUCUGUCGCGACAGAAGGAGGAAUUGGAGCAGGCGCAGGCACAGGAGCAACAGGCCCCGACGGGGAAUGUCCGAUCGCACCGCUACCACCCAUCUUCCGGCCAGCGAUAUCCAGACGCGCCGCCGCCGGCUCCUCAGGCUCCUGGGCCCGAUCUGGAUUUCAUCGGGCGGGGGAUGUAG